Messenger RNA from Caenorhabditis elegans, 1689 nucleotides. RefSeq names its product Golgi resident protein GCP60 (gene Y41E3.7). Lineage: Eukaryota; Metazoa; Nematoda; Chromadorea; Rhabditida; Rhabditidae. The record is from RefSeq and is marked reviewed. Gene Ontology annotation, molecular function: fatty-acyl-CoA binding. The transcript is spliced from 10 exons. The coding region runs from base 10 to 1356 and encodes 448 amino acids.
UUUUCAGAGAUGGCCGACGAGAACCACGUCCGUCUAAGCGAGGUUCAACUGAUUCAGUCGGAAUUCGGACAUUCUCUCGAGGAAUGCUACAAGCUUGCCGUUCAAUAUUAUAAAAAAGAACACGUCGGGAAACAGGAGCCUGUUGGAUAUGAAGAUCGCAUUAAAUUGCUCUCGUUGAGCAAACAAGUCCAACAUGGAGAGAUUUCCGAUGAAUUUGACAACGCUGGAUGGCUAGAUAUCACUGGAAACGAUGUGAACAAAGCUUGGCGUGAGCUGGGCUCGUUGUCCCGCGACGAAGCGAUGGCCUCGUUCGUCUUCCUCGUCGAUCGUGUGUGUCCGCCGUUCAAGGGAUUCAUUGCCGAUAAGAAGGCUAUAAAAGACGCGGAACUGAAAGAAUUCGCGCCACAGGUCACUGAACAAAGCGCCCAGCCACCGUCUCUUCAACAAGUUGAUCAGAGACUUUUCGAGGAUCAGCGGAAGCAAAUCCAAGAAGCACUCAACGCACAGACCUUCCAUCAAUUCUCAGCCUACGCUCAGGAGCAAUUCCCAGGACAACCGGAACAACAGACGACACUUAUUCGACAGCUCCAAGAGCAACACUAUCAACAAUACAUGUCUCAGGUCUAUGCUCAACAAUCGACUACGCCGAACGGUGCAGAAAUGAAUCCAGAGGAGUCGCAUCAACAUCAGAUUCGUCGUGAUGAUGAUUCGGAUGUUUCGGAUGAUGAAGCUGGGGAGGAUUUGCCUUUGUCUUCAAUUCACGCAAAUAUGGGCCUCUUCUGUCACUCCAACCCUGCAAUUUCGCCCGCCUCACUCUGGAAUCGGCAGGAUAUUAAUGAGUUCAAGGCGAAUAUCAAGAAAGACGGACACGAGGGAAUUAUUAAAGUUGGACACGGCGAGACGGUGACGGUCCGGGUCCCAACUCACGAAAAUGGUUCAUGUCUAUUCUGGGAAUUCGCGACGGAUCACUACGAUAUUGGUUUCGGUGUCUACUUUGAAUGGACCGUAGCCGACAGUAAUCAAGUUUCGGUGCACGUUAGUGAAUCCGAUGAUGAGGAGGAUUAUGAUGAAGCACUUGAAGCGGAGCAGGCGGAAGCUGGAGGUGGUGGUGGAGGAGCCGCUGGACAGGGUGGACCAGGAGAUGUGGAAGCUGGAGCCAUGCAGACAAGACGUGUUGAUCCGAACAAGCCGCGGCAGGAUGAAAUAAUUCCGGUGUAUCGUCGAGAUUGUCACGAAGAAGUGUAUGCGGGAAGUCAUCGUUAUCCGGGUCGCGGAAUUUAUCUGCUCAAAUUCGACAAUUCGUAUUCUUUGUGGCGUUCGAAGACGCUCUACUAUCGUGUCUACUACAGUAAAUAAGUUCUUAAAAAUAAUUGCUGCAAAAGCCGCUAAUUUAUUUUUUCUUUCUAAAUAAUUGAUUUAUUGCAUCCUCACCAUCAUUUCCAGAUGAAAACAUCUCGUUUGACUUUAAAAAAUGUAGAUUUCUCUUUUUUUUGUAUUUUUCUUACCAUAUCGUCGGUUUUACAUUCUUCUUUGGGAAUCCGGACUUAUACUCGAUGUCUCUCUCCUUGAACGCCUCUUCUUUCCCCGUCUUUAAUUCAUUUUUUUUUUGUUUGAUACAAUAACGCAAUAUUCCAGAGAAAUAACUAUUUUAUAAUGUAUUUCAUGCGAAAUAAAUGAUGAAUAACUGGA